CAACUCUGGUGUCUUGUCUGGUCUCUUCACACUCCGCGCUAAAACCCUAAACCUCGCCGCCGGCCACCGCCAUGGCGGCCCCCAAUGGGCGCCUCGGCUUCCUCCGUGAGGUCGAGCUCCGCCUCCUCCGCUGCACCCUCCCCUCUCCGCCCUCUACCUCGCCCCCAACAGCUCCUCCUUCCCCUGCGCACCCGCUCGCCGCCGCCGCCGCCUCAGCGCUCGCCGCCGUCGAGGAAGGCGACUACGAGGCAGCUCUCGCGGCCGCCGCAUCGCACCUCCUCCCGGCCUCCGCCUCCUCUGGACCGCCCGACUCCGCCGCUCAGUUCUACGCCGACCUGGCAGCCGCCGCUCGGGCCUUCCUACUCGGGGAUGGGGACGGGGGAGCGGUCGGAGAGGGGUUCGAGUGCAGGUGCGCGGUUGUGCUCUCCGCCGCGGUGGCUGCGCUGCUAGCAUUCACGCAGCAGAACGUGACUGGGCCUCCAAAGAAGUUUUCCACUUUUCCUUUCUGGACUUCAUCUUUAGACGAAGGAUGGUACAGUAAUAUUGGAGGCAUAUGGGAUGCCUGGGCUUCUGCUAAUUUAGCUUCUUUUGGUUCUCAUGUUCAUGGGAAAUUUUCACUCUUGCAGUUUAUUGUGUUUGCAGAGCUUUUGUUAACCAGCAUACAGAAUCUGGAUCUAUCUGAUUGCUGGAGUGUGUCAUGGUGGUUGUUUAGAAUAUCAAUGCUCCAGCAGAACAUUUUAGAUGAGUUGUCGUCGUCGUUGUCCGAUCAAGUGCAAGUGUACAAGAAUAAGAUGUUGGGCUAUUUUGGUGAACUGGAAAAGGUUUCUACCUACUGGGAUUCUUUAUUGUUUGAUGGAGAAGGCUCUUAUUUUGUUUCAGCUGCUUUCUUAGAGGCUGGAAUCGUGGAGUACAAAUAUGGUCGUCUUGAUGCUUCAAGGUUGCAUCUGGAUAGCGCACAAGAAGCAUGUGACCUACAGCUCUCCCUUACAGGGAUUCUUGGCUUUCGAACAAUACACCAGGUGGAUGCAAAGUCUCAAAUGGUGCUUGUUGCGAAGACCAAUAAAUCAGGAUCCGAUGAAGGACAAGCUACAGAACCCACAGUAGCUCUGAACGACAAUGCAGCUUUAAAAAACGCAAGGAGUUCUGUUCCUGUUGAAAGCGAUGAAUUCUGUGACAUACUAAGAACGCCCAGACUGGUGCAUGAUGGGAGCAAUUCUGCCAGUGAGAGUAAGACAGGCCCCAGUGCAAAUAUACCACUAUCGGCUAUCCAGCAGGCUGCUGUACUUGCACAAUGCUUGCAUGUGAGCCGAAGGAGUCGAAGUGAUGACAUGUCUGGGUGGGAGAUGGCACCAUACAUAGAGUCAAUCGAUUCUCAGGGCGAAUCUUACUUUGUGGUCAGGAGCUUAUGUCAUAUACUGCGUAUCAGAUGGGAGUCAACCCGCAGUCGAACAAAGCAGAGGGCACUACUAAUGAUGGAGAAUUUGGUUGAAGAUGCUGGCAAAGAAUUCCCUGUGGCCGCACAAAGAGUUAAAAUGGUUUUUGGGGUUCACAUGCCAACUCUCCCUGCCUUGAGGAAAGAAUACGGUGAACUUUUGAUCAGUUGUGGUAUAGUUGGAGAAGCACUGGAAAUCUUUAAAGAUCUUGAAUUGUGGGAUAACUUAAUAUAUUGCUAUAGAUUGUUAGGUAAAGUGUCUGAUGCAGUUAGUCUAAUAAAUGCUCGACUCUCUGUCAAUCCAAAUGACCCAAGGCUAUGGUGUUCACUUGGUGAUGUUACAAAUAAUGAUGAUCAUUAUAAAAAGGCAUUAGAAGUGUCAAAUAAUAAAUCUGCCCGAGCUAUGCGUUCACUGGCUCGCAGUGCGUACAACAGGAAUGACUUCUAUACGUCCAAAAUCCUAUGGGAAUCUGCAUUGUCGUUAAACUCUUUGGUUCCAGAUGGCUGGUUUGCAUAUGGUACAGCUGCAUGGAAGGAUAAGGAUCUUGACAAAGCUGUGGAUGCAUUUAGUCGUGCUGUUCAGAUAGAUCCUGAGAAUGGAGAAGCAUGGAACAACAUAGCCUGCCUGCACAUGAUUAGAGGAAAAAGCCAAGCAGCAGUACAAGCAUUCAGGGAAGCUGUAAAGUUCAAGAGGAAUAGCUGGGAAAUUUGGGAAAAUUACAGUAAAGUUGCUUUGGACACAGGAAAUGUUCGACUGACACUUGAAGCUUUAAAAACUGUAUUAAAUUUAUCCUCAAACAAGCGCUUCAACGUUGAUAUAUUGGACAAGGUGAUGACAAUGCUUGAAGAACAACCUCCACACUUUGUUGAUACUCCUGAAGCAUCAGAUGACACAAAUAAAGAGACUAUACAAUCUAAUCAAUUGUUAGAUAUUAUUGGUGAUAUCCUUCAGCAGAUUGUGCGAAGUGGGGGCAGCAAUGCGGACGUAUGGGGUUUGUAUGCCAGAUGGCAUAAGACCAAGGGUAACCUCAUGGCAUGUUCGGAAGCUUUGUUGAAGCAAGUUCGAUCUCUUCAGGGUUCAGAACUAUGGCAUGACCAAAAAAAGUUCACAAAAUAUGCUCAAGCUUCUCUGCAGCUUUGCAAGGUGUACAUGGAAAUUUCAUCCUCAUCUGGAAGCCGACGGGAAUUAUUAACAGCCGAGAUGCACCUUAAAAGCACCUUGAAACAGGCAGCAGAUUUCUCGGAUACCGAGGAGUAUAAAGCUCUUGAUAACUGUCUUGAGGAAAUAAAGAACCUGAUUGCUGCCACUGCCUAGGCUUAUCCAGGUUCUGGGAUACAGGUUAUGAUAAGUGAAUGCCAAUUUCUAAUUUGGCUACCUUACAGAAGAUUUCGCUUGUGUACCAAGGUCACUGUUAGAUUCGUCCACAUUACUGGUGUCAUGUCUACUCGGCAAAAUCUUUAGUCAAGCUAUGGGGAGGAAAGGAAGUCUUGCUUUCUGAUAGUAAACACGACGCGUAUGGCUACACAGUGAGCUUCAGUGUAACAGGAAAUUAUCAUUGAUUUUGCACCUUUCGAAUUCUUCUCUGUUAUGGAGUUGUAUUGUUGUAAGUUGUACGUUUGUUCUUGUAAAAGUUCUGGAAAUUUGUGGAAUGUUUCAGCGAUUUUGGAGUAGCAGUUUUCGAGCGAAUGCAGAAUCUACACAUUUUUUUGUGGAUGAAAAA
Panicum virgatum (switchgrass) is the source of this 3153-nucleotide messenger RNA. Its product is annotated as tetratricopeptide repeat protein 27 homolog. The coding region runs from base 72 to 2747 and encodes 891 amino acids. Lineage: Eukaryota; Viridiplantae; Streptophyta; Magnoliopsida; Poales; Poaceae. Gene Ontology annotation, molecular function: protein binding. The record is from RefSeq and is a predicted model, not a curated record. The transcript has 21 exons.